CUUGAAGCGCUUUGGACUGGACGAACGCAAUCCGUUUUCACGCAACACGGUCAGUGCAUCCAAUUCAAGCUUCAAGCGACUGGGCUCAGCCUUCAAGCUUCAGGCCGCGAGCGGCACUACGUCAAAUUCAGUCCAGAGCGCGCGACGCGCGUGGACUGUGUAGAAGUUCUACCGAAGUUAGAUGCCAGCACCGCGGAAAAUCCGUGAACAUUAGUAGAAGUCCCUCGUGGGAUAUCGGCGACGCAUCUUCUAGUGAUGCACCGAGCUCUCGCUAUUCCAGAGCUCCUCCUCUCUAUAGUCAAGGAGGCCGUGAACCAACGGUCGUUCUUCGAAUGGUCGACGCUCGUCGCGUUCGCGCUCACAUGCCGCACGUUUCUCGAACCCGCGUUGGACGUCAUAUGGCGCAAGCAGAACGGGUUGGGCCACCUUGUCGAGUGCCUACCGCGAGACCUCUGGACGAUAUCGCCGGGCGAGCCUUUGGACAUCCUACUCCUCCAAGAGCCCACAAGACCCACGGUAGAACAAGAUUGGGAGCGUUUUGACUUCUACGCUCGGCGUGUCCGCGAACUACGUUGUCACCCAUCGAAGUAUCUCAUGCAUUCAUCCCGCAUCACCUCGGAACGUCUCUUCCUAUGGCUCCAUUUGUCAAGAUCAGGACAUCAGCUCCUUCCGAAUCUGACUAUUCUGACAUGGACAAGCAUGUCAUCGCUUGUGUAUUACGGCUCGGCACAUCUCUUGUUCGGUCGACAGCUCUCCGUGCUUAGCAUCGGAUCGACUGUACCCUCUACCAACUCUGGCGCCAUUGCUCACGCAUUGCUCCGCCUUCCGCCCCGCUCGCCGAACAUUCAAGAGCUGGAAGUGUAUUUUAUGGAGCAGGGCAAUUUCUUUCAGUCUACCCAACCCAUAAUCGGCGACAUCUUCACGUCAUUGCAAAGGCUGAAGUGUCUCUCAAUCCAUACGAACAUCCCCAUGCUGUACGACGACUUCGCGAAAUUGACGACUCUCCCUCAGCUCUUGGUGCUGAACCUCACAAACGGGAGUGGCCCCAUCUUGGUGGCCGGUCCGUCGAGACAAGGUCGCGAUGCAUUCCCAGACGUCACCUUCCGUACUCUUGAGACUCUUCAUCUCUCGUGCGACUUCAUGGAGAACUGCAUUGACGUGCUGUCGGUGUGUCGCUUUCCUUGCCUCAAGAGAGUAUGUCCAGUAUCCAAUAGAAUCUCGGAUGCUGUCACUCUCGGUCGCGCGCUGCAACUUGUUCACGAGCGGUGUUCGCAUACUUCCCUGGAGGCGGUCCAGGUGUACGUCGGCGAUUGGAGCAGCAUACGCACUAGCGAAGCCAUCACUAUCGCAGACAUAAAGCCGCUCUGCAAGUUCCAUCACCUUCGCAGCUUCACCAUCAUCACGGAAAUGUGCAUUGUUCUUGACGACAGAGCCGUCGAGGAACUAGCCACAUCAUGGCCCCAGCUAGAGGAUCUGCACCUGUCGAGCUUGGCCCCGUACCCUUGGCCAACUCCUACGGCGACCACGCUGGCGGGGGUAGCGCACUUCGCCCGGUAUUGCCCCCUUUUGACGACACUCGAGAUAGACGUGAACACGGCGUCUGGUACCGAUGUCUCAACUCACGCGAAGCCCGGCGAUGGCUACUGCAAUCGGAGCCUACUGAACAUUCGCUUUGGUCAAUCACCUGCUCUGGGUGACCCCGCGCAGAUUGCAGCCUUUGUCUUUGCGAUUUUCCCUACCCUCGAGCACGUCAAUGAGGACAGUAAUAGGAGGGACGAAUCUUGGGUACCGGUACAGGACGCCUUCAAAGCCUUACAUAUGGCUGCGCAGGGGCAGAGGAAUGCUUCCCCGUAGACGCAUGUGGUGGCGUACAGGUACAGAGUACAUCCUCCUGUACUUGUGCAGUACCUGCACGUA
Molecule: messenger RNA, 1917 nt
Organism: Rhodofomes roseus
Lineage: Eukaryota; Fungi; Basidiomycota; Agaricomycetes; Polyporales; Fomitopsidaceae
Exons: 5
Coding region: 256-1854 (532 amino acids)
Source: RefSeq, a predicted model, not a curated record